Messenger RNA from Notolabrus celidotus (New Zealand spotty), 4353 nucleotides. RefSeq names its product nucleolar and coiled-body phosphoprotein 1 (gene nolc1). The transcript has 14 exons. Gene Ontology annotation, molecular function: protein binding. The coding region runs from base 61 to 3621 and encodes 1186 amino acids. Gene Ontology annotation, cellular component: nucleoplasm; nucleolus. Lineage: Eukaryota; Metazoa; Chordata; Actinopteri; Labriformes; Labridae. The record is from RefSeq and is a predicted model, not a curated record.
CCUGCACAUGCCCACAUGUGUCUCUUCACUUCCUUCCCCUCGUGAAGGAGCGUGGUGAAGAUGGCGGCUCAGGACUCCAAGCCGAGUGAUCUGUAUAAAUGCGUGUAUUCCUUCCUGCUGGAGAACAAGUUCACUAAAGCUGCCCAGCAGUUCCUGAAGCAGACCAAAGUGACUCCUCAGGAUGAAAACGAUGAAAGUCUGGUCAACAUUUUCAACUACUGGGUGAAAUCUCCUGAAGCCCGAAAACGAAAAACCCCUUCAACCUCUGAAGCAACAAACGGUCCGUCCGCCAAGAAAGCCAAAACCAGCGCAGAGAGCUCCAGCAGUGAGGACUCCAACAGCGAGGAUGAAACAGCCAAACCAACCAAGGCGGCCCCGGCAGCAGCUAAAGUGGUUCCUGCUAAAGCAGCAGCUGCAGCUAAAGCGGCGUCCAGCAGCAGCGAGGACUCAAGUGAUUCUGAGGAGGAGAAGGCUCCAGCUAAACCUCCUGCAAAGGCUCCAGUGAAGCCAGCAGCUGCUGCGCCUGCUGCAGCGAGCAGCAGGAAGAAGGACAGCAGCUCCAGCAGUGAAGAGUCGGACUCUGAGGACGAGCAGCCGGCCAAAACUCCUGCAGCCAAACCAAAGGCAGGAGCUGUCACCACUCCCAAAGCAGCCGUCCCUGCUAAAGCUGCAGCUCAGAAGAAGGCAGAGAGCACCAGUGAGGAUUCCUCCUCUGAGGAUGAGGAGCCAGCCAAGGCUCCAGUGAAACCUGCUCCAGUAAAACCUGCUCCAGUGAAGCCCGCUGCUGCUGCUGCUGAGUCCAGCAGUGAAGAUUCCUCAUCCGAGGACGAGGCUCCACCCAGCAAGAAACCCAAAGCAGGAGAGUACAGUGCAGUCCCUCCUCCUGCUGCUGCAGUGCAGAAAGCUCCAGCUGCAGCCAGCAAGGCUAAAGCCAGCAGCUCGUCCAGCGAUGACAGCAGUGAUGAGGAAGAGGAGAAGAAAGUAGCAGUUAAACCGGCUCCAGCUAAACCGGCUCCAGCUAAACCGGCUCCAGCUAAACCUGCUGCUCCCAAACCCGCUGCAAAGAAGGCUGAGUCCAGCUCUGAGAGCUCAGACUCAAGCUCAGAGGAAGAGGAGGUGAAGAAGCCUGCAGCCAAAGUAACCCCUGCAAAACCUGCCGCAGCCAAGGCUGCCCCUGCCAAGAAAGAAGAGUCCGACUCAUCGAGUUCAGAGGACGAAGAGGAGGCCAAGAAACCUGCAGCAAAAGUGACCGCCACUAAAGCUGCUCCAGCUAAAGCUGCUGCAGCAAAGAAAGACUCCUCAGACGAUGAGUCCAGUUCAGACGAGGAAGAGGAGGCGGCGAAGAAGCCUGCAGCCAAACCUGCACCGGCCAAGACCCCCCCUGCUAAGAAAGCUGAGUCAUCCAGCUCAGAAAGCAGCUCUGAAGACGAGGCUCCCGCUAAAAAACCUGCAGCCACACCAAAACCUGCUGCUGCUGCCAAACCUGCAGCCAAGGCAGCAGAGAGCUCUGACUCUGACUCCUCCUCUGAAGAUGAUGAACCAGUGAAAGCAAAGCCAGCAGCUAAACCAGCAGCUAAACCAGCCACCCCAGCUGCUAAGCCUGCAACCCCCGUCACAAAGCCUGCUGCUGCAGCAGAGAGCAGUUCAGACUCUGACUCCUCUGAAGAAGAGGAACCGGUCAAAGCUAAACCUGCAACACCUGCAGCAAAGCCUGCAGCAAAGCCCUCUACUCCUGCGGCAAAGCCUGCUGCAGCUGCAGAGAGCAGCUCUGACUCUUCCUCUGAGGAGGAGGAGGAUGCAGCUAAAGCAAAGCCUACAGCUAAACCAGCUACCCCAGCCUCCAAGCCCGCUACCCCUGCAGCAAAACCUGCAGCGAAACCUGCAGCUGCAGCGGAGAGCAGCUCUGACUCUGAUUCCUCUGAAGAAGAGGAACCGGUCAAAGCUAAACCUGCAGCAGCUAAACCAGCGACCCCUGCAUCCAAGCCUGCAACUCCUGCUGCAAAGCCCGCUGCUGCAGCUGAGAGCAGCUCUGACUCUGACUCUUCUGAUGAAGACGAACCAGCCAAAGCUAAACCUGCAACACCCGCAGCAAAGCCUGCGUCAAAGCCCUCUACUCCUGCAGCAAAGCCUGCUGCUGCAGCUGAGAGCAGCUCUGACUCUUCCUCUGAGGAGGAGGAACCGGUCAAAGCAAAGGCUGCUGCAGCUAAACCCGCAGCAACCAAGCCUGCAACACCGGCUUCAAAGCCCUCUACUCCUGCAGCAAAGCCUGCCGCUGCAGCAGAGAGCAGCUCUGACUCUGACUCUUCUUCUGAUGAAGACGAACCAGCCAAAGCUAAUCCUGCAACACCCGCAGCAAAGCCUGCAGCAAAGCCUGCGUCAAAGCCUUCUACUCCUGCAGCAAAGCCCGCUGCAGCUGCAGAGAGCAGCUCUGACUCUGACUCUUCUUCUGACGAGGAAGAAACAGUCAAAGCUAAACCUGCAGCAGCUAAACCUGCAACCCCCGCAGCAAAGCCUGCGUCAAAGCCCUCUACUCCUGCAGCAAAGCCUGCUGCUGCAGCAGAGAGCAGCUCUGACUCUUCAUCAGAAGAUGAAGAGCCAGCCAAAGCUAAACCCGCAACACCCGCAGCAAAGCCUGCGUCAAAGCCCUCUACUCCUGCAUCAAAGCCUGCUGCUGCAGCUGAGAGCAGCUCUGAAUCUUCUUCUGACGAGGAGGAAGAUGCAGCUAAAGCAAAGCCAACAGCAGCUAAACCUGCUACCCCAGCCUCCAAGCCCGCUACCCCUGCAGCAAAACCUGCUGCUGCAGCAGAGAGCAGCUCAGACUCUUCUUCUGACGAGGAGGAAACGGUCAAAGCUAAACCUGCAACACCCGCAGCAAAGCCUGCAGCAAAGCCCUCUACUCCUGCGGCAAAACCUGCAGCUGCAGCUGAGAGCAGCUCUGACUCUGACUCCUCUGAAGAAGAGGAACCGGUCAAAGCUAAACCUGCAACACCCGCAGCAAAGCCGGCACCAAAGACCUCCACGCCUGCUUCAAAGCCUGCAGCAGCAGCAGAGAGCAGCUCUGACAGCGAGAGCUCUGAGGAAGAGGCGUCCAAACCUGCAGCCAAGAAACAAACCCCUGCAGCAGCUGCAGCAAAGAAACCUGCAGCUAACGCCAAAGCUAAAGAGAGCAGCUCGUCUGACAGUUCAUCAGAGGAGGAAGAGGAGGCUCCACGCAGAGCGGCCACAGCGCCCACCACACCUUUAACAAACGGAACCAGUGGAAAGAGGAAACGAGAUGAAGAGUCAUCAGAGAGUGAAGAAGAGGAGGCAGACGACAAGACGCCAAACAACAAGAAGGCAUCGACCACACCGCAGACCUUUCCUAAGGCUAAUAAGAAGUCCUCCAACAUCCCGUUCCGUAGAAUAAGAGAAGAAGAAGUGAGCGUGGAUCCUCGUCUGGCUGACAACUCUUUUGAUGCAAAGUACGGGGCGGAGGGGGACUGGGGUCAGAAGGCCAACGACGUGCUCAGGUUCACUAAGGGGAAGUCUUUCCGCCACGAGAAGACGAAGAAGAAGAGAGGAAGCUACCGCGGCGGAGCGAUCUCCACGACAAUCAACUCCAUCAAGUUCGACAGCGACUGAGGACUUUCCUCCUCGCUCUGACCCCCCCUCCCACCUGGACUCUACUGUACCUGUGUGAUCAGGACGGUCAGCUGUCCUUCCCUUACAAACAAACCUAUCAUCUUCUUCAUCACCUGACUGACGGACGCAUGUGAGAACUCUUCCAUCGUAGUGUCUGCUCUUCAUUAGUCCUGAGGUAACAGCUGUGAGUUCAGAUAUCCGUGUGACAGUACCACUUAUAGCCACUAGGUGGCUGCAGGCCUCCUGUAAGGGGGGCCCAGACGACAUGUUGGGCCUUGUGUAUGGUUCUGGCUCUGCUUCAUUAGAUUUCUUUGUUAAUUGUGUUUUCAGUCGUGUGUUUGACAGACAGACGGGUUCUUCUUCACCAGGUGAAAAGGCUGACGCUGAUUUUUAUGGAUGUCUUUGGUUAUUGAUGAUUCUUUGUUUGUCCGUGCAGACGGCGUGUCCCCGGGUGUUUUCUCUCUCCAGGUAACGUUUAGAGUAGAACUGAGUUUUAUACCGUGUAUUUAUUAUGUUUUAUUCCAGUUCAUCUGUAAGGACCUCUAAAGCCAUCUUUGCUCUCUCCUCUGUUUAGUUUUGAAAUCAUCCAUCAGAGGUCUGGAGUCUGUUCAUUAACUUUACUGAGAGCCAUGUUUGUUUCAGUUAUUUCACUUCACUAAAGGAGCUUUUGUGAACCUCUAAUUUUUAAUUGUCAAUUCUUUGUAGCUGUGAUUAAACGCCUAAUGGAUGAAA